AUGGGCACUGCCCACAGCGGGUGGACGCUGGCGCCGUGUGAGCGAGUGGAGACGCAGCACUCGUUGAGAGAUUUCCGGCCCCUUUACCAUCGGCUCCGUGCGUGCGCCAUGCGCGUGCGUUCCCAAGGGGGCCCCUUGCCAUCGACUCAUCAGCCCGUGACCGGACGCGCUCGCUCGCUCUCCUCCGCUCUCCCUUCUCGCGGGCGAGGAGGAGGGAGCCCCGCUCCGUUCGCUCCGCAGAGCCCCGACCACGCCGUCCCCUCCGCCCUGCCUCGCCACGUUGGUGUGGGGGUGCCGCAGCGGCGAGCGCGCCGCGUCACGGAGCCCAAGGCCUGUGCCCAGAGUUCAAUUCCCGCACAGGAGUCAUCUCUAGAGGAGUCAUCUCUAGAGGAGUCAUCUCUAGAGGAGUCAUCUGUAGAGGAGUCACCUCUAGAGGAGCCACCUCUAGAGGAGCCACCUCUAGAGGAGUCACCUCUAGAGGAGUCACCUCUAGAGGAGUCAUCUGUAGAGGAGUCACCUCUAGAGGAGUCACCUCUAGAGGAGUCACCUCUAGAGGAGUCACCUCUAGAGGAGUCAUCUCUAGAGGAGUCACCUCUAAAGGAGUCACCUCUAGAGGAGUCACCUCUAAAGGAGUCACCUCUAGAGGAGUCACCUCUAGAGAAGUCACCUCUAGAAGAGUCACCUCUAGAGGAGCCAUCUCUAGAGGAGUCAUCUCUAGAGGAGUCACCUCUAGAGGAGUCACCUCUAGAGUCACCUCAAGAGGAGUCACCUCUAGAGGAGUCACCUCUAGAGGAGCCACCUCUAGAGUCACCUCAAGAGGAGUCACCUCUAGAGGAGUCACCUCUAGAGAAGCCACCUCUAGAGGAGUCACCUCUAGAGGAGUCACCUCUAAAGGAGUCACCUCUAGAGGAGUCACCUCUAGAGGAGCCACCUCUAGAGGAGCCACCUCUAGAGGAGUCACCUCUAGAGGAGUCAUCUGUAGAGGAGUCACCUCUAGAGGAGUCACCUCUAGAGGAGUCACCUCUAGAGGAGUCACCUCUAGAGGAGUCAUCUCUAGAGGAGUCACCUCUAAAGAAGUCACCUCUAGAGGAGUCACCUCUAGAGGAGUCACCUCUAGAGGAGUCAUCUCUAGAGGAGUCAUCUCUAGAGGAGUCAUCUCUAGAGGAGCCACCUCUAGAGGAGUCACCUCUAGAGGAGUCACCUCUAGAGUCACCUCGAGAGGAGUCACCUCUAGAGGAGUCACCUCUAGAGGAGUCACCUCUAGAGGAGUCAUCUCUAGAGGAGUCAUCUCUAGAGGAGUCACCUCUAGAGGAGUCAUUUGUAGAGGAGUCACCUCAAGAGGAGUCAUCUGUAGAGGAGUCAUCUCUAGAGGAGUCAUCUCUAGAGGAGUCAUCUCUAGAGGAGUCAUCUGUAGAGGAGUCACCUCUAGAGGAGUCAUCUCUAGAGGAGUCAUCUCUAGAGGAGUCAUCUCUAGAGGAGUCAUCUGUAGAGGAGUCACCUCAAGAGGAGUCACCUCUAGAGGAGUCACCUCUAGAGGAGUCAUCUGUAGAGGAGUCACCUCAAGAGGAGUCAUCUGUAGAGGAGUCAUCUCUAGAGGAGUCAACUCUAGAGGAGUCAUCUCUAGAGGAGUCACCUCCAGAGUCACCUCUAGACCCUGACUCAUAGAGACCCGCAGAGACACCGACAGAGACCCACAGGUUAACACGGUUGGCUACGUACGGUGCGAUAGAAGUUCAACAAAUAUGUGAAUACUUACGGGGCUGCACUCAACGGUGGUAAUUCCACAUUCCUAUGGCCGGGGAUAAUGACAUGAACACCAACACCGGCAGAGUCGA
Messenger RNA from Petromyzon marinus (sea lamprey), 1835 nucleotides. Lineage: Eukaryota; Metazoa; Chordata; Hyperoartia; Petromyzontiformes; Petromyzontidae. The record is from RefSeq and is a predicted model, not a curated record.